AAUGAAACUGUCAUUUGCACCAACGACCGUAUGGAGCUUGUUAUUCCAAGCGCUUUUUUCCUCAACAAAGUUCCUCCUGUUUACGCUUGGGAUUUGCAUUUAAAUGAUCCGGAGUGUCGUGGUGAUGUAGUCGGAGAGGACUAUGUUUUCAGCAUUAAGACAAAUCUGUCAUAUUGCGGCACUAUAAUGGCCUCAGAUCACACACACAUCGUGUUCAUAAACACCAUACAGAACAACUACUCAGAUAUUAUUACAAGAAACUACAUCAACAUAACAUUUGCGUGCCGCUACCCCAUCAACUACAUGGUCCAACAGCCCAACGGAGAAAACAUGAUCAGAGUGGACAUCAGACCUAUCACUCUGAACACCGAGGAUGGGAAUUUCUCAGUGUCAAUGCUGCUGUACAAAGACGAAGCCUUUGAGGACAGGUGGACCACUGUGCCAUCGCUGACUCUGGAGGAUAACAUCUUUGUAAAAGUUUUCAUGAUACCUUCUCAUCUGCAGCUGCGUAUGGAGAGAUGUUGGGCUACGCCGACCAGUGAUCCAUACAGCAAUAUUCAGUACACCUUCAUCACAGACAGCUGCCCAGUGUUGACCAACGACCAGACUCUGAGCGUGCUGAAGAACGGUCAGGGCCCAGAGGCCACGUUCAGGAUACAAAUGUUUAAGUUUGUCGGCAGCUCUUACACCAACGUCUUCCUUCACUGCAACGUCCAGAUCUGCCACAGUGGUCCCGGUCUGUGUCAGCCUAACUGUUCCAGUGAAGAUGGAUUACUGAGAACACGGAGAGAAAUCCCACUGUCCCAUACAGUGUCUUACGGACCCAUAAGACGACUAUUAAACCACAGUGAAAAUCCCAGUCUAGAUGCAGGAGGAGUCCCAGCUGUGGAGACCUUUGUCCUCGGAGGACUGCUGCUUGUCUUGCUGCUGGUAACAGGAGUCUUUGGGAGGUUGUGGCUUCGCUCCAGACAUUUCUACCCAGCAAGGGAAGCACAGCUUACCCUGUCCAACAUUCAUCACAUCUCAGAAGUGGCCUCAUGAAUUGUAUGGACUUUAUAGAAUUAGUAAAUGGACACAGGAAAACAUACGUACACGUGUUUUUAUAAUAAUGUUAUAUGUUUUGUGUAUUAUGCUCGUUAGAAUAAAAAUUUGUUUGAUUUGUAAA
Pelmatolapia mariae (spotted tilapia) is the source of this 1165-nucleotide messenger RNA. Its product is annotated as pancreatic secretory granule membrane major glycoprotein GP2. The coding region runs from base 31 to 1041 and encodes 336 amino acids. The record is from RefSeq and is a predicted model, not a curated record. Gene Ontology annotation, cellular component: apical plasma membrane; cell surface. The transcript is spliced from 8 exons. NCBI's taxonomy places the organism in Eukaryota, Metazoa, Chordata, Actinopteri, Cichliformes, Cichlidae. Gene Ontology annotation, biological process: neutrophil migration.